This is a messenger RNA of Aricia agestis (brown argus), 4348 nucleotides long. RefSeq names its product ski oncogene (gene Snoo). NCBI's taxonomy places the organism in Eukaryota, Metazoa, Arthropoda, Insecta, Lepidoptera, Lycaenidae. Bases 47 to 1315 code for a protein of 422 amino acids. Gene Ontology annotation, molecular function: DNA-binding transcription factor activity, RNA polymerase II-specific; SMAD binding; RNA polymerase II cis-regulatory region sequence-specific DNA binding. The record is from RefSeq and is a predicted model, not a curated record. Gene Ontology annotation, cellular component: nucleus. Gene Ontology annotation, biological process: negative regulation of BMP signaling pathway. The transcript is spliced from 2 exons.
CGCCGGGCGCCACGCGCGCGCGCCCGCGCCGCGAUAGAGCUCCGCCAUGGACGUGGUGACGCCUCACAUUACCUCCGUGCUGAGGACCUACCAGGCCAGCGCGCCCCGCAGCCUGCAGGGCCCGGGCCAGCGCCCGCCGCGCGCCGCCGCCGCGCCGCCGCCCCCGCCCCCGCGGCCCGCGCCGCCCAUCCUGCUCGCCGCCGACCCGGUGCUGGGCGAGCGCGGCGAGACCGCCCUCGAGGGCGAGCCCAUCUCGUGCUUCAGCGUGGGCGGCGAGCGGCGCCUGUGCCUGCCGCAGAUCCUCACCUCGGUGCUGACGGACUUCAGUCUAGAGCAGAUCAACCGCGUGUGCGACGAACUCCAGAUCUACUGCUCGCGAUGCACACCGGAGCAGCUGCACGAGCUCAAGUCGACGGGCGUGCUGCCGCGCUCGGCGCCGUCGUGCGGGCUCAUCACGCAGACGGACGCGGAGCGGCUGUGCGCCGCGCUGCUGCACGCGCCGGCCGGGGCGCCGCGCAAGCUGCCCGGGUUCCGCGUGUACCACGAGUGUUUCGGGGGCGCGCGAGGCGUGUGCGCGCCCGAGUUGGGGCUGGUGCAGUGCUCGGAGUGCCGCGGGGUGUUUCGGCCGCGGCGGUUCGUGUGCCACUCGCACGGCACGGAGCACCGCACGUGCCACUGGGGAUUCGACUCGUCGCGCUGGCGGCGGUUCCUGCUGGUGGGCGAGGAGGAGCGGGAGCGCGAGCGCUGCGCUGCGCUGUUGGACGACGUGGCCGCGCGCGACGCCGCUCCGCCGCCGCCGCCCCCGCAACAAAACCACCACGCUACACUUAAAAGAAAACAGGCGGUGGAGACGGUGGUAUGCAAGCCGGAGCCACCGGAGUCCCCUCCUAAGAAGUCCCGGGGUGACGACUACGGGUAUCCCCUGUACCUGGACCCGUACGUGCACCUGCGGUACCGAGCCUUCCGGCCCUGGGGCAAGGAGCCGGCGCUGCAGCACCCCGAGCGUGUGGUCCGCGUGGCCGACUGCACCCGCCUCGAGCCCGACUUCCAGCCCAACGUGGCGCUCAAGCCCCGCACCCCCCCGGCCGAUGACGUCACCUCCUCCACCUCCCCCCCGCCCGACUCCGAGCUCGCCGCGCGCCUGCUCGACGCCGAGGCGCGCCUCAGCGAGCGCGAGCGGCGCCUCGACGAGCGGGAAGCAGAGCUCGCCCGCCGCGAGGCACGACUCGAGGAGCGGGAGAGGGAGAUAGAACGACGCGAGCGAGCGGGCGAGAGCGAGACGGAAGUCAAGCCGGACCCCAGCGAGCCGUGUUGACCGACGGGGGUCAUCGUGAGGCUCCGCUUCUAGUGUUGUGUUGUGACGAACGCUCGUGCGUCGAGUACAAAGUGACCCCGAAGUUAGUGAUGUGUACGUAGCGCCGAGUCCGACUCGGCGUCCCAGGACUAGUGCCGAGCUGCCGACCUAACCAAGGCAUUUAGAAUAAUUUUAAAUCGUAAACAGUAUUUAAUUAAUUUAAUUCGAGUUUCUGAGCCUAAUUUUGAAUACUAUAUUUAUUAACUAUACUUACUUUUAACUCGAGUUUUUAAACCACUCGUUGCAAGCGAUGUAAUUUUUUUAUAAAUCUUCACUAUGAAGCUUCGAAGUUCGAAGUAGACGUAGACUUUUCUCAGAGAAUAGGUCGCUCUUGAAGUAAUAUUCCGAAUGUCUGUUAUAUUGUGCCGCUGUAUUUUUUAUUUGUUUACACGUUUUUCCAGCGUUACAGUAGCUGGCAUGUCGAAACUGUCAAGCACACUCGUUAGCAGUGUACGUAGCAAUUACUAUCACGUGAGAUGGUAACAUUAUCUUUUUAUUCAAUGCCUUGAUUGGAACGACAGUUUCCCGAGUACGACAUAAUAUUCAAAUUGUUUUUUAAAUGUGGAAAUCGAUGUACAUAUACGUAUCUAAAAAGUACAGUUUUAAUGAUUUUUCUAUUUAAUAUACAGUUUUUCAUGUAGUCUUUUUUGAAUGUGUGCCAUUCUGAAGGUACUCCCGUUACCUUUCCAUGUAACCUCAUCUAUGCUUUUUCAAUAAUACUCACGUAAUAUAAUAUAAUAGAUUUAAAAUACAACAAUAAGCAUAAUUUAUACAGGGUUAUUUUUAAGGUUUAUCUUUAUCUACCACAGUAUUCGUCUGUCUUUGUUACCAAUACAAUAAACCGAUGUUAAGUUUUUUAUCUGUACAAUUAUACAAAAUAAAAUCGGCACUGGCUAGCCAGUUUCAUUGAUUGAACUUGGCUUGACACGCUGCCGCGCGUCUAGAUCGCUCCUCGGUGAUCCUGUUUAAACAUAACUCUGUAUAAACUCGAGAAGCAAUUUUCUGGAAUGGUUGUAAAAAAAAUCUGUGUACCUAAAUAUAAAUCCUUGUUAACUUCCAGUAAUCUUCUACAAUAUUUUGUAUUGUUAGUACCGAUUAUCUCUGUUAUGUUUCAACACACCAGUUGGAUUUUCUGAGUGUAUAAAGUUUGUAAUUCAGCGGCCUAAAUUCAAUUGAAUUGACACAUAAUGAAAUCAAAGUUUACAAAAUAUAAAGGGCUAACAUCCCGUGUUCUACCUCAUUGUAAAUAAAUUUAUAUUUGGCUAAAUUAAUAAGAAAUGUAAGUUUUUUUAAGACUACUUAUUAAUUUCGAGCAUGUACUUUGGAGCAAUAAUUUGAUUAUUAUAACGGUGUGAAUUAUCACUGCCUGUCUAUAAUAGAACUUUUCUGUCUGUUAGACUAUACAAUUACUUACAUUUUUAAUAAUAUUUUAAGAGUAAUCGGUUGUAUAUACGUACCGUCUGGCAUAAUGACAGUAGUACCUAUGUCUCGUUCUUAUCAUCACAAUUUAAAAAUAUCUUACGUCAUUUGUAAUGAACUAGUGAUGUACCUUUAGCAUUUUUUAUAAAGUCGAUAUUUUUCAUAGUUAUUGCCAGUGUGCAUUUUUGGCGACUGAACUAUCUUCUUCGUAACUAAAGUUAUGAUUACGCAAUUUGUGAUUUAGCUGAUUAGAUGCUUUAUUUUAAACGUCUUUGUGAUGUAACGGUUUUUUUAAUAAUUUAAUCCCCGGUUCGUGAAACUUAAUAUAUCGAUUCUCGAUAUUUUCGUGUUAUACAUAUAAGUGGAGUAGUGAAGGGGAAUUCUUGUAAAGAAUGUAGUUAGUUAACAAAAUUAGUUGAGAUUUAUCGAAUAGAAUAUUCGAUUUUUUCUGGCAACCGAGAGCCAGUUCUACCCGCGCUGAGGAAACGAUAUUAUGAAAACGUGAAAUUAGAUUUCACACACUGAAGUGACUUGUAACAUUUGGCAAAGCUCAAACAUGUUUAGAUUCUUAAUGUUUUUUCUUUUAAUAUUUUAUUCCUUUGAGAGUGCUAUGUUAUGUUGUAGCUAGUUUUAUGAAGUAUUUCAGUUAGGUAAGGUCGUAUCUCUAGUCAGAGACUUUUGAGAAAAAAUUACCAUUUUAAUAUAUUCAAAUAGGUACUGCAGGCAAGUGAAAUAACUUAUUUUAAACAAUAGAAAUAAUCGUAAUCGAGCUGUAUGUCAGUAUGUGGUAUGUAUAAUAAGUUGUAUAAUAUUAUAAUGAAACUUUUCUGUCAGUACCACUGUUGGUUAUAUUGUAUUUUGGUGCUAUAAUACUUUUGGCUUGGCUAACGUAGACUUUAAUUAUUGUAAAUAAAAUAAUUUAAUAUUUAUUGGCAACAGUUCAGUCUGAUCCUUUUGUGAAACUAUUUUUGUUAUUUUUAAUGAUUAUUGGGCUAAGCCGUCUCUCACUUUACGAUUGUUAUCCUCCUUUUUACUUGUGGUUUGUUUUAGUUUUUUGAUAAAAAAACUUAUUUACCUACUGUUGGUUUCACUGAAGUUGGUAUCUAUCGGAGUAGUAAUUAAAUUAUAAAUAUUUUAUGGGAUUGGUGAUUUAAAAUAUGUUACGUUCAUUCAAUACAUUAUUACGUUUUGUGUACAGUUCUAUGCUAGGCCUCUAGGUCUCUCAUAAGCGUGGCUUGAAUUCUUAAGUUACUUAUAUAUUACAUUUAAUCGAUGGAAAAGUUUCAAAGUCUCUCACUGUCUGCUAAUCAAAAUUGUAAAAGUUUAAAACGGUGCUAAUUUUUAACCCGGAGUAUGAUUUUAAAGUGCUUUUAUAAAAAAGGUUUAACCUGCUAACAAAAUUGUAUUUGGUAUUUGUUUUCCUAGUUAUAAAAUAUUCGAAAAAAGAGACAGUGAGAGUAAAAAUGUAAAUAUUAUCUAUUUUAUAAUAUGGUAUGAAUAUGAGCGAUUGUAAGGCUGUUUUUAAACCCUAAAGCACGAGUAAGUGCAGAAAAUACUUGUCUAUUACUAUCACCA